This is a messenger RNA of Danio aesculapii, 9640 nucleotides long. RefSeq names its product cadherin-related 23 (gene cdh23). Gene Ontology annotation, cellular component: cell-cell junction; plasma membrane. Gene Ontology annotation, molecular function: calcium ion binding. Gene Ontology annotation, biological process: homophilic cell-cell adhesion. Bases 89 to 9592 code for a protein of 3167 amino acids. The transcript has 64 exons. The record is from RefSeq and is a predicted model, not a curated record. NCBI's taxonomy places the organism in Eukaryota, Metazoa, Chordata, Actinopteri, Cypriniformes, Danionidae.
CCAGCGCGCGCGCUCGCUUGGUAGGUCGGUCGGUCGGUUGUCAAGAGCGCACGGACCGGACUGAUCAGGAGGAGGCAGCAGGUUGGAGAUGUCGUGGUGUGAAGGUUCGGGGAGCAAGAUGACGUGGGUGAAGUUGCUUCUCUCCUUAGUGUUGCUUCAUACGGUUUCUGAAGCCUCUGCUAAUCAGCCGCCUCGUUUCCAGAAUUACUUCUUCCAGUCGUACCUGCUCGUCUAUGAGGACACACCAGUGGGUACCUCUAUUACCCAGCUGCAGGCGGUGGAUCCGGACGGCGAGCCGCUGAUUUUCGGUGUGGUCGGGGAAGAGGCCAUGCGCUACUUUGCUGUGCAGGGAACGACUGGUGUGGUGUGGCUGAGGCAGCCGCUCGACAGAGAGGCCAAGUCAGAGAUGCAGGUUGAGUUCACUGUGAGCGACAGUCAAGGGGUUGUCAAGGAUACAGUGAAUAUUCAGAUCGGGGAUGUAAAUGACAAUGCUCCAUCAUUUUACAACCAACCCUAUGCCAUUCAGAUACCAGAGAACACUCCAGUAGGGACGUCAGUGUUCAUGGUGAAUGCGACAGACCCAGAUCAAGGAGUCGGAGGCAGCGUCCUGUUCUCCUUCCAGCCUCCGUCUCAGUUCUUCUCUAUUGAUGGAGCCAGAGGAAUCGUCACUGUUACCAGAGCGCUGGACUAUGAGACAACUAUCGCAUAUCAGCUCACUGUUAAUGCCACGGACCAGGAUAAACGGCGUCCGCUGUCUAGUCUGGCUAAUUUGGCGAUUACCAUCACUGAUGUUCAAGACAUGGACCCCAUCUUCACCAACCUCCCCUACAGCACUAAUAUAAUGGAGGAUGCACCACCAGGUUAUGAAGUUCGUAAGAUCAGAGCGAUCGAUCAGGACUUGGGCCGACCACGUGGAAUCGGAUAUACAAUCAUAUCAGGUAACACCAACAGUAUGUUUGCUCUUGAUUACAUCAGCGGAUCCCUGACAGUGAGCGGACAGCUGGAUCGGGAAAACCCACUGUAUUCAUCUGGAUUCACCAUCACAGUAAAGGCCACAGAGCUCAAUGACGACCGCACACCCUCUUCUGCCACUGUCACCACCACCUUCACCAUCCUGCUAAUCGAUAAAAACGACAAUCCGCCCAGAUUCAACAGCUCAGAGUAUCGAGUCCUCAUCACCGAGCUGGCGCAAGUCGGCUUCGCUUUGCCUCUGUACAUUCAGGUGGAAGACAAAGACGAGGGGGUGAACAGCAUGUUUCAGGUGUUCCUGACGGGGAAUAACUCGGAUCACUUCAGCAUCUCUCCCACCUCAGUGCAGGGCAGAGCGGACCUCCGCCUGCGUGUGGCCAUCCCGCUGGACUACGAGACCAUCCGCAGCUACAGCUUCUCUCUGUAUGCGAAUGAGUCUCUAUCAGAGCAUGUGGGUUUUGCUCGAGUCUUCAUCGACCUCAUCAACGAGAACGACAACAGGCCGAUCUUCAGCCAGACUCUUUACAACAUCAGUCUACCAGAGAGCAUUGAGCCCGGAGCAUCUCUGCUGCAGAUUAAGGCCACGGAUAAUGACAUUGGCACGUUUGGAGUGGUUCGGUAUUACUUCAGCGAUGAGCCAGACCAGUUCUCAUUGGAUGCUGAGACGGGUUGGGUGACUCUGAGAGGUCGGCUGGAUUAUGAGCUCAUGCGGCGCUUCACUCUGACCAUACUGGCCCGGGAUGGAGGAGGAGAGGAGACCACAGGACGCCUCCGCAUUAAUGUGAUGGAUGUAAACGACAAUGCUCCGGUCUUCCAGAAGGAGGCGUACACAGGCUCACUCAUGGAGAACGAACAGGCUCCUCAGCAGGUCAUCCGAGCCCGGGCGACAGAUGAGGACUCUCCUCCUAAUAACAUCUUGACCUACUCCAUCACCUACGCCUCUCAGUUUAGGUCAUUCUUCAGCAUCAGCAUUGCGGAGGGCUACGCAGUCAUCACCGUGACUCGUCCUCUGGAUUAUGAGCAGGUUCCAAGUGGAUUGAUCUUUCUGACUCUGAUGGCUAAAGAUGGAGGAAACCCAUCUCUCAACAGCACCGUUCCAGUCAUCAUCGAGCUGAUUGUGAGCGGGACUCCUCCACUGCGCUCUUCUGCCAGCGCUACAGUGUUUGUGAACCUCCUCGACCUGAAUGACAACGACCCUGCCUUUCUCAACCUCCCGUUUGUCGCUGAGGUGCCGGAGGGGCUUCCUAUUGGAUCAUCUGUGUUUAGGGUGCAAGUGCAGGACCCCGACGAAGCAGCCAAUGGUGCUGUAACAAUGGCCCUUCAGAUGGGGAUGCCGAGGCUGGACUUCAGACUCAACAUCACCACAGGAAUCCUGGUGUCCACAGUAGUGCUGGACCGAGAGCAGAUUGGCCAGUAUUAUCUGCGGAUCAUUGCGUAUGACGCAGGCCAGUUUCCACGCACGUCCACAAGCACUCUCACUAUCACAGUUUUGGACGUGAAUGAUGAGACGCCCACUUUCUUCCCCAGUGUUUAUAACGUGUCUCUGGAGGAGAGCGUACCCCGUGAUUAUCUGGUGGUCAGACUCAACUGCACGGAUAAUGACGCGGGUCUUAACGCAGAGCUCAGCUAUUUUAUCACAGCAGGGAACCAGGAUGGAAAGUUUAGUGUGGGGUUCAGGACCGGUGUGGUGCGAACUGUGGUGAGCCUGGACCGCGAAACUCAGGCCUCGUACAGGCUAGUGAUCGAAGCCAUCGAUAACGGUCCAGCGGGCGGCCGAAGGACAGGCACAGCUACAGUCUAUGUGGAGGUGCUGGAUGUCAAUGAUAACAGGCCUAUAUUCCUCCAGAACAGCUAUGAGACCAGCGUCCUGGAGAACAUUCCCAGAGGAACUAGUAUAUUACAGGUCCAGGCCACAGAUGCAGAUCAGGGCGAGAAUGGAAAAGUUCUGUACCGAAUUCUCUCCGGCAACAAUGGUCAAUUUAGCAUGGACAGUCUGUCUGGACUCAUCAGCAGAGGAAGCAUGGCUCUGGACAGAGAGACACGCAGCUCUAAUGUGCUGGAGGUGGAGGCCUAUAACAGUGAUCUGGGCAGUAUGCGCAGCACUGUCAGGGUGAUUGUGUAUGUGGAGGAUGUGAAUGACGAGUUUCCAGUCUUCACUCAGUCACAGUACAACCGUCUGGGGCUCCGAGAGACUGCUGGGAUUGGGACAUCUGUGGUAGUGGUCCGAGCUACAGACCCUGACACCGGCGACGGGGGCGCUGUGGCCUAUUCUCUGGUCUCUGGCUCUGAUCGUAAAUUUGAGGUGGACAUGAGUACUGGUCUGCUAACCACAGUGGAUUAUUUGGACUACGAGACCAAGACCAGCUAUUUAAUGAACGUCUCGGCCACAGAUCAGUCACCGCCGUUCCACCGCAGCUACUGCACCGUGUACGUCACGUUACUCAAUGAACUGGAUGAAGCGGUGGCUUUUCUCUCAGCCGGAUAUGAAGUUUCACUGAGAGAGAACAUUGCUACGGGAACAGAGGUGGUGCAGGUGAAGGCGCAGUCAGCUGAUAACCUGAACCAACUGUCAUACCGCUUCGACCCUGACACCUCGCCUGCUGCCCUGGCGCUCUUUAAGAUUGACAGUGUUACGGGUCGUAUCACUGUGACGGGACUGUUGGACAGAGAGCGGGGCGAUUCAUACACACUCACUGUUGUGGCUGAUGACGGAGGACCAAAAAGAGGCUCCACUGUGAAGGUGUCAAUCACCAUUCUAGAUGAAAACGACAACAGCCCAGAGUUUGACAUCACCUCAGACCUCUCUGUGAAUAUUCCUGAAGACACAGCCAUUGGAAAGAGAGUUGCAGUCGUUUUGGCGCGGGACAAAGACGCUGGACGAAAUGGACUGGUAAACUUCACCUUGAUCGCAGGGAACAUGCAGGAUGUGUUUAAGAUCAACACAGUCAAUAACACGUAUGGAGAGGUUUACUUGAACGCCCCUCUGGACCGUGAAGCUGUGGACCGCUACCUGCUCAAAGUGCGGGCGAUAGAUAAUGGUUCUCCUCCAAGGUACACCGAUGUUUCACUGACGGUGAAUAUUGUAGAUGUGAAUGAUAACCCUCCCGUACUGCAGAGUCCUCGAGGGUACAACGUCAGCGUCAGUGAGAAUGUGGGUGGUGGAACAUCAGUCCUGCGCGUCGUAGCAACAGAUCGUGACAUUGGAGCCAAUGCCAUGCUCUCAUACUACAUCACUGCUGGAAACCAGGACCUGACCUUCAGGAUGGACCGCAUGACAGGAGAGAUAGUGACCCGACCGUCACCUCCAGACAGAGAAAAACAGCAGCAGUACACACUCUCAGUCACGGUGGAAGAUGACGGCACUCCACCUUUAUCAACAUCCACCACAGUUUGGGUGCGUAUAAUUGAUGAAAAUGAUAACGCACCGGAGUUUCCGGAGGAAGAGUACGUGACGGAGCUCAGAGAGGGACCAAACACUGUAGGAGCCAUAAUCGCCACGGUAACUGCCAUCGACCCGGAUGAAGGACUCAAUGGAACCAUCCGUUAUGCCAUCUCUAAGGGCAACCUGGCACAGACCUUUCAGAUCAAUACCGUAACGGGUCAGAUCGUGGUCGUUAGUGCGCUGGAUUACGAGAUCAGUAAUGGUCACUAUGUGCUGACGGUCACAGCCACAGAUCAGUGUCCGAUACCUCUGCUCAGACUGACCUCCAGCACCACAGUCCUAGUGAAUGUGAUAGACGUCAACGAUAACCCACCCAUCUUCCUGAGGCCAUUCGAGGGUCCGUUUGAGAUCACAGAAGGUCAGCCGGGCCCUCGUGUCUGGACUGUCAAAGCUACAGAUGCUGAUUCGGGAUCCAAUGGAAAAGUGGAGUACAGCAUCACCGCAGGGGACCUGAAAAAUGAGUUUGUAAUUUCCUCAGUCGAGGGAGAGUUGAGAGUGAGGAAAGACAUUGAGCUUGACAGAGAAACGAUUGCCUAUUACAACAUAACUAUUACUGCCAAAGAUUUGGGAACGCCUGCGCUCAAUGCUACGGUGGUAGUGGGCAUUCUGGUGUUGGAUAUCAAUGAUAAUGACCCCAUCCUGCUCAACUUACCGGCUAACACCAGCGUGAGUGAAGGAGCCCCGGUCCAAACCUUCAUCAUACAAGUACGAGCACAAGACUCAGACAGCGGCCGCAACGCUCUCCUCACAUACAGCAUCACUGCCGGAAACACCGAUGGAGCAUUUUACAUUAAUGAGACGUCAGGUGUGGUUCAGGUGAACAGGCCGCUGGACAGAGAGAGAGUUGCUGAAUACAGCCUUACCAUCACUGUCAAAGACAACCCAGACAACCCUCGCAUCGCACGCAGGGAUUCAGAGUUGUUGACUGUGACUUUGCUGGAUGUGAAUGACAACAGGCCCAUUUUCAGCCAGUCCAGCUACAGAGGCGAGAUCAGUGAAAACUCACCUACAGGCACUACUGUGUUGAUUCUGAACGGCCCUGUGUUAGCAGAGGACAAAGACAUUGGUGUGAAUGCAGUGGUGAGCUACGGUCUGCUGGGAACCAGAGUGGACAUCUUCUCCAUUGACUCCCGCACAGGGGUGGUAUCGGUGCGUGGGGGUGCUGUCCUGGACCGGGAGGCUUUCUCUGUCCCGCGGGUGGAGCUGUUUCUGGUCUCGGUGGAUGUGGGAGGCUUAAACAGCAGCGUCCCACUCACAAUCACCAUCCUCGAUGUAAACGACAACCCACCCGUCUUUAACCCAUCCAGUUUCACUGUACGCCUGCCUGAGAACAGCCCCACAGGUGUGGUAGUAACUCAGCUCUCUGCCACUGAUGCUGACGCUGGUUCUAACGGUUGGCUGCAGUAUCGGUUAGACAGCGGUGCUCAGGAUCGUUUUAUUGUCGAUGCUCUCUCUGGUGCUGUUCUGGUGGGCAAUGCUACGCUGGACAGAGAGGAACGGAGCUCAUACCGUCUGGUUGUAAUAGCGACUGAUCGAGGCACACCUUCACUCUCAGGGACCGCAACAUUAACGGUGGUUCUGGACGAUGUCAACGACUCGCGUCCUCGCUUCAUACAGCCCGUCCAGACCAUCAGUGUCAAUGAGUCCACUCCACCUGGAGUAGUCGUAGCUACGCUAGCCGCAGAGGAUCCUGAUUUAAAACCCCGUCUGGAGUAUUACAUCAUCUCUGUAGAAGCAAAGGAUGAUGGGAAUAAUGCAGUGGAUGGGCUGCAGCAGUCAUUUGGGAUCGACUUUCACACAGGUGCUGUGUUUGUACGAAACCCCUUGAACCGAGAGCUGGUCGCCACUUUUGAGAUCAUAGUUUCAGUGCAUGACAACGCCAGUGAUGUUAUUGAAAUGUCUGUCAGUGUACCAAACGCCAAACUGACCAUAAACGUGCUGGAUGUGAAUGACAACGCUCCUCGUUUCCGUCCUUUCGGGGUGGCGAACUUCUCUGAGAGCAUCCUGGAGGGUGCUGUGCCUGGUACCACACUGCUGUCAGUGACGGCUGUGGAUCCCGAUAAAGGACCCAACGGACAGAUCAUCUACCAGCUCCUGAACCUGCCUCGUGGAAACUACAUCAGACUUGAAGACCCAUCUACAGGUAAAAUUGUAGCCAAUCGGACUGUGGAUUUUGAGCAAGUGCAGUGGUUGAACUUCACAGUUCGUGCUCAGGAUCAUGGCUCGCCUCCUCGCUUCACUGAGCUUCCUGUCUAUUUACGCAUCAUUGAUGUUAAUGACAACAACCCAGUUUUUCAGCAGCCGUUAUAUCAAAAGUCAAUAUUUGAGGAUGUUGCACUCGGCACUAUUAUUGUGAGCGUGAGAGCGACAGAUGCAGACUCCGGCCUGUUCUCUGUCAUUGAAUACGGGCUAGUAGAUGGCGAGGGCAAAUUUGGGAUCACUCCCACUACAGGUGACAUCUACAUCUUAUCCGCUCUGGACAGAGAAACCAAAGACCGCUACACUCUCACAGCCUACGCCAGGGACAAUCCCGGCGGCAGCCCCAAUAACCGCAGAGAAAACUCUGUUCAGGUGCAGUUGACGGUGCUGGACGUCAAUGAUUUCCGUCCACGUUUCUCAGAGAGAGUCUUCACCACUAGUGUGUUUGAGAACGAGCCGGUUGGGACAUCAGUGAUCACUAUGAAGGCCACUGACCUUGAUGAAGGGGAGAAUGCAUUACUCACUUACAGUCUGCAGGGCCCUGGAGCGGACGCGUUCUCUCUGGAUCCUGACACUGGGCUGAUUCGCUCUCUGCGGUUACUGCAGAGUUUCGAGAGGUUCAAUCUGACGGUGGUGGCGACUGAUCAAGGCAGACCUCCACUCUGGGGGACUGCCAGUCUUCAAAUUACUGUCAUAGACGUCAACGACAACAGACCGAUCUUUGUACGACCUGCCAACGGCACCAUUAUGCACAUACUAGAGGAACAGCCUCCUGGACUGGUGGUGUACGAAGUGUUCGCCACAGAUGAGGAUGAAGGGGUGAACGGAGAGGUUCGCUACAGUUUCCUGCAGACCGGAGCUGGAAACAGAGACUGGGAGAACUUCCAUAUUGAUGCCGUGACAGGAGUGAUCACUACUGCUGUUAAACUGGACAGAGAGAAACAAGCCCUGUACAGCCUUGUUGUGGUGGCGUAUGACCUCGGGCAGCCCGUCCCGUAUGAGACCAUGCAGCCGCUGCAGGUGGCUCUGUCUGACAUCGAUGACAAUGAACCCGUCUUCCUUAAACCUCCGAGAGGAAGUUUGCCGUAUCAGUCUCUGUCUGUACCGGAGCACUCUCCUCCUGGAACUGUUGUGGGUAAUGUGACUGGAGCAGUGGAUGCAGAUGAAGGCUCUAAUGCCAUCGUCUACUACUUCAUCGCAGGAGGUGAUACCAGUGGAAACUUUGCUUUGAGUGUUACCGGUGUUUUACGGGUGAAGAAAGAUCUGGAUCGGGAAGAAAUCCCAGUGUACUCCAUCAUUGUUAAAGCUUCAAGUAACCGCAACUGGACUCCUCCAAAAGGUCAGAGGUCACAGCGGGCUCAGGUGCUCGACCCUAGCCGUGACCCCACAUUACAGGAGGUGAGAAUCUUCCUGGAGGACAUCAAUGAUCAGUCUCCAAGAUUCACAAAGCUGGAGUACACUACAGGUGUUGCUGCAGAUGCUAAAGUGGGCUCUGAUCUGAUCCGGGUUCAGGCAAUUGACAAUGACAUUGGCAACAACAGUCUCGUUCUCUAUCACAUUCUGUCCAUCCGCUACAUCAAACUGCACUCCAAUGACUCGGAAGAAAUGGGAAACGUCUUCAUCAUUGGGGAGACUGAUGGAAUAAUCCGCACGUUUGACCUCUUCAUGGCUUAUGCUCCGGGUUAUUUUAUUGUGGAGGUAUUGGCGAGAGAUCUGGCAGGACACAGUGACGUGGCUCUGGUGAGCAUUUACAUUCUGAGAGACGACCAGCGGGUCAAAAUCGUCAUCAAUGAGAUCCCAGAGAGAGUCCGGCUCUUUCAGGAGGAGUUCAUAAACCUGCUGUCCAACAUCACAGGAGCCAUAGUCAACACUGAUGAUGUGCAGUUCCAUGUGGAUAAAAAAGGAAGAGUGAACUUCGCUCAAACCGAUGUGCUGAUUCAUGUGGUCAACAAGCAGACCAACCGUAUUCUGGAUGUGGAGAAGGUGAUUCAGAUGAUCGAUGAGAACAAGGAGCAGUUGAGGAAUCUGUUUCGAAACUACAACAUUCUGGAUGUCCAGCCUGCUGUAACUGCACGCGCACCUGAUGACCUCACCACAUUACAGAUGGCCAUUAUCAUCCUAGCAGUUUUACUGUUUCUUGCUGCCAUGUUGUUUAUCCUGAUGAACUGGUAUUACCGCACAGUGCAUAAAAGGAAGCUGAAGGCAGUAGUUGCCGGCUCCACAGGAAAUCAAGGCUUGAUGGAUAUUCUGGAUAUGCCCAACACUAACAAGUACACGUUUGAAGGAGCAAAUCCAGUGUGGCUGGACCCGUUCUGCAGGAAUCUGGAGUUAGCAGCCCAGGCUGAGCAUGAGGAUGACCUUCCUGAAGACCUGAGUGACAUCGCAGACCUCUGGAACAGCCCGGCUCGAACACAUGGUACAUUUGGACGGGAGCCUCAGGCCACUAAACCAGAAGAUGACCGAUAUCUACGAGCUGCUAUUCAGGAGUAUGACAACAUUGCCAAACUAGGGCAAAUCAUGAGAGAAGGGCCCAUCAAGGGCUCGCUGCUCAAUGUGGUUUUGGAUGACUACCUGAGACUCAAAAAGCUGUUUGCCGCUCGCCUGGUCACCAAGUCAACCAGCCAGGGUGACCGCUCAUCAGUCACAGAGCUGAUUCAGAGUGACCUGGAUGAGGAUGAUGAAGAGCGCAUCGGCGGUCGGGGAACUCUUCGUUUCAAGCACAAGCUCCCAAUAGAGCUCAGGGGACCUGACGGGGUACACGCGGUCCACGGCAGCACGGGCACACUGUUAACCUCUGACCUCAACAGCCUGCCCGAAGAUGACCAGCGGGCUCUGGCUCGUUCCCUCGAAGCCUUGCAUGCCGACGGCGGCCUGUACGCCGAACGCAACGCCCGAACAGAGUCCGCCAAAUCAACACCGUUACACAGAAACAAAGGCAGCGACACCCUAUCUGAAAGUCCGUUAGAGAUCACAGAGUUAUGACUAGCCGAGGCCUCGCUGGUCUGAGAACACUACAGCGUGCACGUCACU